AUGUGGGAUCGGGCGCAUGAAGGAGCAGCUGGACGUUGGUGCAGGGAGGCUGUGGUAGAUGAGACGGUUGUGCCACUCGGUGCUGCCGUUGUUGAGGCGCAUGGAGGCCACGCCAUCCUAGGCUUCAGCUUCAUCGACGCGCAUGCCCACUGGAGCGGGCACGGAGAUAGAUGCACUACCCCAAGGAACCGGGUGAGGGUGUCACGGAUUGGGUACGAAACUAUGCUGGGCGAAAUGGUGAUUGGUGUGAAACAAGGUCAUCAGGCUCGUCCUGACGCAGUCCGCCUUCAUGUCUUUCGCCGUUUGCUUUAUCGGACCUUGGCCUCCGAUGCUGCUAUUCUUCUCAAUUUCUUCUUCUAUGUUCUUGUCGUCCCAGAAAAAAAACGGAUAUCGCCGUCAAGGCCAUCUCCACCGUACCCGACACAUAGUGCAACCUCGUCCUCAUACGAGAAUGGGAAGGACGGUGCUGAAGACUUGAAGUAA
Molecule: messenger RNA, 483 nt
Organism: Coniophora puteana RWD-64-598 SS2
Lineage: Eukaryota; Fungi; Basidiomycota; Agaricomycetes; Boletales; Coniophoraceae
Exons: 4
Coding region: 1-483 (160 amino acids)
Source: RefSeq, a predicted model, not a curated record